Molecule: messenger RNA, 1235 nt
Organism: Ichthyophthirius multifiliis
Lineage: Eukaryota; Ciliophora; Oligohymenophorea; Hymenostomatida
Product: MORN repeat protein
Exons: 1
Cellular component (GO): cytosol
Source: RefSeq, a predicted model, not a curated record
UAAAUAAAUAAAAAAUGGGCAAUUGUGGUGGUUGUGAAGAUCAUUAAGAUUUCGAAUAUAAUACAGAAGCGCAAUUUCAGAAAAAAAUAAAAAUUUAGGAAGAUUUUAAUUUAGAAGACGAAUAUGAAAGUUGUUAAAAAGAGAACAAAAAUAAUUCAAAUAUGAAAAGUAAUCAUAAAAGUAGGUCAAACAAAUCAAUGGAGAAAAGCAAAAAAAGUGUAUUUAAUUAAAAUAAUAUGUCCCCAUAAAACAAUUAAAUAAAAACUAACAAAAAAAACACUUAUAACACCCACGAGAGCCUUAACUCAAUGCAUGAGAACUCUAAUUUUCCAGCUUAAAAUAUAAAUUCAUUGCCAAUAGAAGAACCAGCAGGCGAAUAGAAAUAAAAUAAUCACCAUAUUCCCCACCUUUUAAAAAAAAUAAGCGAAUUGCCUGAUUUUUCAAAUUUUUUUACGACUGAAGUAUAUUAAAAAUUAGGAGAAUUUGUUUAUGACCAAUAUGAAAACGAAGAAAGUUCUCUUCUGCCAUUUUUUGGACCUGUCUCGGUAGAAAAUAAUGCCUAUUAUAUAGGUUAGUGGAAAAAUAAAGAAAGAUCAGGGAAAGGAAAAUAAGUAUGGAGUGAUGGCUCAUAAUAUGAAGGGUAUUGGAAAAAUGAUAUGGCAAAUGGAAGAGGAAGGUUGAUUCAUGCAGAUGGUGAUGUUUUUGAAGGAUAAUGGGCUAAUGAUAAAGCACAUGGUAAAGGAGUUUAUAUACAUAGAGAUGGGGCUUCUUAUAAUGGUGAUUGGUGUGAGGAUAAAUAGCAUGGAUUUGGCAUUGAAAAAUGGGUAGAUGGGUCUAGUUAUGAAGGGUAUUAUUACAUGGGAAUGAAGCAUGGAGUCGGAACUUUUAGAUGGGCUGAUGAGUCCUUUUAUAGAGGAUAAUUUGCGAAUAAUAAUAUUAAUGGAAAAGGUAUGUAUUAAUGGGCUGAUGGAAGAGAAUAUGAAGGAUUCUGGAAAAAUAAUAGAAUGCAUGGAAAUGGAGUAUUUAAAUGGAAAGAUGGAAGACUUUAUAAAGGUUAAUAUAUUGAUGUUAAAAAGCAUGGAUAUGGAGAAUUUUUUUGGCCAGAUGGAAGAGUUUAUAAGGGAUAGUGGGAAAACGGGAAAUAACACGGAGGAGGAUUUUAUAAAGGAACUGAUGGAGUUGAAAGGGAAGGUGAGUGGAAAGAUGGGAAGAAAAUUAGGUGGAUAGACGAAUGA